Lotus japonicus is the source of this 2692-nucleotide messenger RNA. RefSeq names its product neutral ceramidase 1-like. Gene Ontology annotation, cellular component: extracellular region. Gene Ontology annotation, molecular function: N-acylsphingosine amidohydrolase activity. Lineage: Eukaryota; Viridiplantae; Streptophyta; Magnoliopsida; Fabales; Fabaceae. Gene Ontology annotation, biological process: ceramide catabolic process; sphingosine biosynthetic process; long-chain fatty acid biosynthetic process. The record is from RefSeq and is a predicted model, not a curated record. The transcript is spliced from 10 exons. The coding region runs from base 255 to 2591 and encodes 778 amino acids.
AGAGGGAACGAACGACCCAUUCAUCCCCAUCUGUGCCUUCCCAUGGCCAUUGGCACUUGUCAGUUCCUACGAGGCUACUAUUUUUCCACUCUGUCAUUUUCAUUGCUUAUAUAGUGUGGACUUAUUAAUACACUUUCAUACUUCCUCAUGUUAAUCUUCAGGUAAAGUUCGCAACGUUGACCAAAAGGAAGGGAGUGAGAAGAACUAGCUAAGCUUGGAAAAUUGGUUGUUUUUGUAUUGAACUUGGGGAUCAGAUGGAGUUUCCUUCAUUUUUUCAUUUGAAUGUUUGGAGGGCAUGUGCAAAUAUGAAAGUCUGGACCAUUGUAUUACUCCUGCUACUACUGGAGAGUGAUGAUGUUGUGUGUUCCGGUUCGGAUUACUUGGUUGGUCUUGGAAGUUAUGACAUUACUGGCCCUGCUGCUGAUGUGAACAUGAUGGGGUAUGCUAACAUGGGACAAACUACAUCUGGAAUUCACUUCAGGCUGCUGGCGCGCGCUUUCAUUGUUGCGGAGAAAAAGGGCAACCGGGUCGUGUUUGUGAACCUCGAUGCUUGUAUGGCCCCGGAGAUUGUGACAAUCAAAGUAAUUGAGAGGCUGAAAGCCAGAUAUGGUGAUUUGUAUACUGAAAAGAAUGUAGCCAUUAGUGGAAGUCACACUCAUGCUGGACCCGGGGGCUAUCUACAAAAUAUUGUGUACAUCUUAACAUCUUUUGGAUUUGUGCGUCAGUCCUUUGAUAUCAUUGUUGAUGGCAUUGAGAAAAGCAUUGUCCAGGCCCAUGAAAAUCUCCACCCAGGAUCAAUAUUUGUUAAUAAUGGAGAACUCUUAGAUGCUGGUAUAAAUCGCAGUCCCAGUGCUUAUCUCAAUAAUCCUUCUGCAGAGAGAAGCAAAUAUAAGUAUAAUGUUGAUAAAGAAAUGACUCUUUUAAAGUUUGUUGAUGAUGAAUCGGGACCUGUUGGAAGUUUCAAUUGGUUUGCUACGCACGCGACAUCAAUGAGUCGUACAAACUCAUUAAUUAGCGGGGAUAAUAAAGGUGCUGCUUCACGUUUCAUGGAAGAUUGGUUUGAGCAAAGAGAUUCUGGAAGGGUGGAUUCUGUUGAGCUUGAGGAUGAUGGCUUGCCCCAAAGAAUCUCAAAUAUAAUUUCUAGCCUUCAUGAUAAUCGCCAUGAAUUACUGGAACUUGCUGCUUCCUUCCAAUCUCCUCCUGGUAAACCAGAAACUAGAACUUGUAGCAUUGCUAGACGUGUGAGAGGUUCUCGAAGGCAGGUUGACAAGCCUAGAUUUGUAGCUGCAUUUUGCCAAUCAAAUUCUGGGGAUGUUAGUCCAAAUGUGCUUGGAGCUGUCUGUAUUGACACUGGACUACCUUGUAACUUCAACCAUAGUACAUGUGGAGGGAAGAAUCAAUUAUGCUAUGGCCAAGGACCAGGUUAUCCAGAUGAAUUUGAAAGUACCCGCAUUAUAGGGGAAAGACAAUUUAGAAAAGCAGUGGAUCUUUUCAAUGCAGCGACUGAAGAGAUUAAAGGGGAGGUCGAUUUUCGACAUGCCUAUAUUGAUUUCUCCAAGCUUGACGUAACUAUUUCUAAUCAAGGACCUUCUGAGGUUGUAAAGACAUGUCCUGCUGCAAUGGGGUUUGCAUUUGGUGCCGGAACAAUAGAUGGACCUGGAUCUUUUGAUUUUAUUCAAGGUGAUGACAAGGGCAGUCGUUUUUGGAAGCUGAUCCGUAACAUAGUUAAGACACCAAGCAAGGAACAAGUAGAGUGCCACCUCCCAAAGCCCAUUUUGCUCGAUACAGGUGAAAUGUGGAAACCAUAUGAAUGGGCUCCUUCAAUACUUCCAAUUCAAAUCCUCCGAGUUGGGCAGUUUGUCAUUCUUAGUGUACCAGGAGAAUUCUCAACAAUGGCUGGAAGGCGUCUUCGAGAUGCAGUGAAGACAGUGCUAAGUAGCAACAGAGAUUUUGAUAAUGUUCAUGUUGUUAUAGCUGGAUUGACUAAUUCGUAUUCUCAGUACGUGACUACAUUUGAAGAAUACCAGGUGCAAAGAUAUGAGGGUGCUUCCACGCUAUAUGGCCCACACACACUGAGUGCAUACAUUCAGGAGUUUAAGAAGCUUGCAAAGGCUCUCAUCAAUGGCGAACCAGUAGAACCUGGUCCACAACCCCCUAAUCUCUUGAACAAGCAAAUAAGUUUACUCCCACCAGUUUUGGUGGACGGAACCCCUUUUGGGGCAAGUUUCGGGGAUGUAUGCUCUGAUGUACCUCAGAACUCCAGUUUUAAGACCGGUGACACUGUGACUGCUUCGUUCUGGUCCGCGUGCCCUCGUAAUGACCUUAUGACUGAAGGCACCUUUGCCCUGGUGGAAUUUCUUCAAGAAAAGGACACUUGGAUUCCUGCUUAUGAUGAUGAUGAUUUCUGUUUGCGCUUUAAAUGGUCAAGGCCUCACAUACUCAGCACUACGAGUAAAGCAACCAUAGAAUGGAGGAUACCACAGGGUGUAACUCCUGGUGUCUAUAGAAUAAGACAUUUUGGCGCUGCAAAGCGCUUAUUUAGAUCAAUUCAACACUUUACAGGUUCAUCCAGUGCGAUCGUAGUGGCAUAAGGGAGGCAUUUCCUCACAGCCAUUACUGUAUUUGUGAUUUGUAGUGCUGAACUCUAGCAAAAUCCAUUCAAUCCUAAAGGAUGAUAUUCAACUUUGGAUUA